CCAAUAGUUUCUGUCGAGGGUGAGGGUGAGGGUGACAAUUUGCAUCCACAAAAAUCUAAAAAAAGAUCAUGAGUUUAUUGCUAAACAAAAAAUCAACUUGCUGAUAUGAUAAAAAAUGAUGAUAAAUCAAUUAAAUUUCAUAAACUGGUAAAGACUCCGAAAUCGUCUCCAGUAUGGGAAUCUUUUAGUAUUGUUGUUGUUAAUGAUGUGAAACAAGAAGUGGUGCGUUGUGAUGGAUGCAAAUUGUUGUUAAUCUAUUGACAAAAAGAUGGUACACAUUCUUUGGCAAAACAUAAACGUUCGUGUCAAGGUGGUGAAAUAGAAGGAGGCACAAGUUCAUUUAAUCAAACAAAAGUAACAGAGUUUUAUUUGUCAUCAAAAACAUAUAAUGCACCAAAAAAACUUAAAGAAAAAGUCAAGCUGGCUUGUACGGAAUUUACUGCACUUGACUCUCGUGCUUUUGAGUUGUUAUCUGGAGAAGGUUUUUCAAAUAUGGCCCAAUCUAUUUUUGAUGCUGGUAAACAUUUUAAUUCAACUUCGAACAUCAAUGUCAAAGAAUUUAUUCCAUCAUCAGUAACGAUUAGUCGUCAUAUCGAUAAGUUAUAUGAGAAAAAAAAUCUGAAUUAG
Messenger RNA from Didymodactylos carnosus, 627 nucleotides. NCBI's taxonomy places the organism in Eukaryota, Metazoa, Rotifera, Eurotatoria, Philodinida, Philodinidae. The record is from the annotation of a GenBank genome assembly.